Molecule: messenger RNA, 1956 nt
Organism: Solanum pennellii
Lineage: Eukaryota; Viridiplantae; Streptophyta; Magnoliopsida; Solanales; Solanaceae
Product: cytochrome P450 CYP736A12-like
Exons: 3
Coding region: 373-1734 (453 amino acids)
Molecular function (GO): oxidoreductase activity, acting on paired donors, with incorporation or reduction of molecular oxygen; iron ion binding; monooxygenase activity
Source: RefSeq, a predicted model, not a curated record
AAUUGUUUCUUACUUAGAAAGCUUUCUUCUUUUCUAGUAAAAUACAGCAAUUUCAAUUUCCAAAUACAUUUUUUCACUCUUUGUCAAAUUUCAAUCAAUUCGCCUACUUACUUCCCCUUAUAUGCAUAAUAUGGGGUAGAAAUUGUUAUUUACCUUCUAUGUAUGUUAUGAUUAGGUAGGUAUAUAAAUAUAUGUUGAACUUAGUUAAGUGUCAUCACAUUAAUUUCUAUAUAGAAAAAAACUAUUUGUAAGUUAGGAGGCAAACACAUUUGGAAUUUACAUCAAUGGUUUCUAUUUGGAAAGUUCUUGCAGCGGUAGUUGCAGUGCUAUACCUCGUUCAAGCAUUGCACAACAUAUUCAUGAAAAAAAAGAAUGAAACUUCCUCCAGGCCCUAAAGGGUUUCCAAUUACAGGAAAUCUCCAUAUGGUAUUAGGCAAAAAUCUCCAUCAAGCUCUUCAUCAUAUAGCAAAAAGACAUGGUCCCAUAAUGAGUAUGCGAUUUGGUCUUGUUCCUGUAAUUGUUGCUUCAUCUCCUCAUGCAGCUGAACAAUUCUUGAAAAAACAUGAUAUUGUUUUUGCUAGUAGACCAUAUAAUGAAGCUGCUCAGUACAUUGCAUAUAAUCAAAGAGAUUUGGUUUUCGCAAAAUAUGGACCUCAUUGGAGAAAUAUGCGAAAAUUAUGCACGUUAGAAUUGCUUAGUAACAUCAAGGUCAAUUCAUUUCAAUCUAUGAGAAAAGAAGAGCUUGGAAUAUUUGUGAAUUCUCUCAAACAAGCAGCUUCUAACCGUAUUGAGGUUGAUCUUAGUGCUAAACAUGCCUCUCUAAGCACAAAUAUGUCGUGUUUAAUGGUACUUGGGAAGAAGUAUAUGGAUGAGGAGUUUGAUGAAAGGGGUUUUAAAAAUAUAAUGGAAGAGACUGUAGUUAUAGCAGCAUCACCAAAUAUUGAUGACUUUUUUCCUUUCCUUAGUGUGUUUGAUUUGCAGGGAUUUAUUGCUCGCAUGAAGGAAUUGGCAAAGAUUUUUGAUGAUUUUUUUGAGAAAGUUAUUGAUGAGCAUGUUCAAUCCAAGGACCAAAAGAAGGCUAAGGAUAUUAUUGAUACUAUGAUGACUAUUAUGCAAUCUGGAGAAGCUGAAUUCAAAUUUGAUCGUCGCCAUGUCAAAGCUGUCUUGCUGGACUUGCUAAUAGCUUCAACAGACACUAUAUCAUCUGCAAUUGACUGGAUUUUUUCUGAACUUUUAAGACACCCUAAGGUUAUGAAGAAACUACAAAAUGAGUUGGAAGAAGCAGUUGGCAUAAAUAGAAUGGUGGAAGAGUCAGACUUGGAAAGACUAGAGUACUUAGACAUGGUUAUAAAAGAAGGUCUUAGGCUGCACCCCCCUUCACCACUAAUGACACCUCAUGAAUCAAUUGAAGAUUGCAUAGUUGAUGGUUUCGAUAUACCUAAAGGUUCAAGACUUCUUGUAAAUGUUUGGGCGAUUGGAAGAGAUCCAGAAGCUUGGCCUGAGCCCGAGAAGUUCAUGCCAGAAAGGUUCGUUGAUAGCAACAUUGAUCUUCGUGGGCGUGACUUUCAACUUUUACCAUUUGGCUCUGGCAGAAGAAGUUGCCCUGGAUUACAACUAGGGCUCACCAUCGUUCGCCUAGUGCUAGCACAAUUGGUUCAUUGCUUUGAUUGGGAGCUACCAAAUGUGUUUCUUCUGUUGCUUGGUUUACAUUACAUCAGUAUCCAACUUCUGUAAAAAAUGAUUAGAGUCUGUAGGCUAAUUCUCUGGUAAGAUCUUGCCUCAACGUUCUGUAUUGUGCUAUUUACAGAUAUUAAUAUUGAGGUGAUGGUUACUGCUUUUUGUCCUCAUUUGCAUUGGCAGUUGCAAGAUUUUGACUACACUAAUUUUAUCCCUGAUUCAUUAUUUGCAAUGGUUGAUUGUGAAAGAACCAGAUAGGUGAAACUCUUCUAAUUAAUA